CCAUAAUACAAGAGCAUGCAAGAGCAAAACUCAAACCCAAGAGGGUUUGAACAGAAAGAGGAAACCACCAAAAGGUAUAGCUAAAUGUAAUGCAAGCACCAGUGAAGCAGGAGGUAAUGCAAGCACUGGUGAAGCUGAAGUUGUGGUUGGAACUGUGAGUGGUGCAAGUCAGUCACUAUUUGAAGAGAUCUCUGAUGAAGUUAUGGCAACAAUUCCUGAAGUAACUGUUGAAGACAUUGCUGAAGCUAAUAAGGACAACGCAGACCAUGACAAAGACAAUGUUGUGAAGGGCAAGGCUGUGAAGCAGAAAUCUAUGAAGAGGAAAUUGUAUCAUGGGAAAAGGAAAAGAAGUAGUGAAAGGAUCAUGCAGCAAGCUUUAGCAAAACCAAUUGUUGGAGUUGGUUCAAGUAUUGCCCAGCCUAUAGUGAUUAAAGAGCCACAUGAAGGGAUAUUAACACAAGAAGAUUCAACAAAGCUUGGAACUUGUUAUAGAGCCAUGAAAUCUUGGAAAAAUAUUAACAAAAAUUAGUGCUUACUUGUGUAAUGUCGUAUGACUAUAUGUGCUUAUUUUGUGUACAUUAUGCACUAUAUGUGCUUAUUUUGUGUACAUUAUGCACUAUAUGUGCUUAUUUUGGUGUUGUAAUGACUUAAGCACUAGAUGUGCUUAUUACUAUCUAAUGAAUGAUGCACUUUAAGUGCAGUAGU
Molecule: messenger RNA, 705 nt
Organism: Trifolium pratense (red clover)
Lineage: Eukaryota; Viridiplantae; Streptophyta; Magnoliopsida; Fabales; Fabaceae
Exons: 2
Coding region: 203-529 (108 amino acids)
Source: RefSeq, a predicted model, not a curated record